AUGUGGAUAGUAACAGUGUUUGUCACAUGGGCAAAGAAGGACUUUAAAUUUUCUCUCAAAGCUAUUUCUCUCCCAGUCUUGUCCAUCCUAGUUAAUCAAACCACCGUUUACCCUGUUGGUCAUACUAUUUCAUGGUCUUUUUUCUUUUUUUGUCCUGCAUCUCUCCACAUUUCUUCCAUCUUUUUCUUUCUCUACAGACUAGUCUACAGAUUAGCCCCCCAGUCCCCUUCCCCCUCCACCCCCCACUGUAUCUUACUUCUUAUUACUGUUGUUGACAUCCAGAAGAGAGAGACUGAGACUUCUGAAUCCCAGCUCUAG
Molecule: messenger RNA, 318 nt
Organism: Rangifer tarandus platyrhynchus (Svalbard reindeer)
Lineage: Eukaryota; Metazoa; Chordata; Mammalia; Artiodactyla; Cervidae
Source: the annotation of a GenBank genome assembly